UGUUAACAUUAAGAAAGCAAAAAGAACACUUUUUUCCCUCCCAGAAACUUCCUCGUUUGUUUCCCUGGAAUAUUUUGGUUGAACCGGGAAAUUCCGUUGGAUCAGAAGCCAAGUGGGUCUUGAUUAGAAUGCACUAUGCAGCGAUUAAGGAGCUCAGGGACCUCAAUUUUGCGAAAUCUAGGGGCAGCUCCCAGGUUGAAAAGGAAGGCCUUGAAUUCAUGGGCCGCUGUGCAGGACACCUAUUUCUCAACCAAGGACAUAUUUGAGAGGCAUAGGGUGGUAUUUACAGUUGGGACUUCUAUUGCAUCGGUUGCUACAGCAUGGAUCGGAUAUUCUUUACGUCACUAUCAUCAAAUAAGAGUUGAUGAAAGGCUUGAAACCAUUGAAAAAGCUAUGAGUAACAAUUAUAAUCUUGACCAUUCAGAAAUUAGAAAGAUUGCUGGUUUCGGAAGUAUCAGUUCUCCUGCUUGUUUUGCCACUGCUGGAACUGCUUUAAUUAUUGGGUAUGGCUUGGGCUGGCGAGGUGGAUCGUGGUAUGCGAAUAGGAAGUUCAGAAAGGAGCAGAUGAAGUUGCUAGGACAGAUAAAACCUAGAGGGUGGCAAUUGCUUGGUCAGGUAACAACACAAGAUGGUUAUAUACUCAGUAUGCAGAGAAUUCCAGAGGGGCGGUCAGGGAAGACUCCGGGACAGAGGCCGCCAGUUUUGUUGCAGCAUGGCCUCUUGAUGGAUGGGAUAACAUGGCUGCUAUUAUCUCAAGACCAAUCAUUGGCUUUCCUCUUGGCUGAUAAUGGGUUUGAUGUGUGGCUUGCUAACACCCGUGGAACCAAAUAUAGCCGUGGGCAUGCAUCACUAAGUCCCAAUGAUCCGGCUUAUUGGGAUUGGUCAUGGGAUGAAUUGGUAGCUUAUGAUCUUCCAGCUACAUUCCAGUAUGUGCAUGAUCAAGCAGGACAGAAACUGCACUAUGUUGGGCAUUCACUUGGAACAUUGAUUGCUCUGGCUGCCUUUUCGAAAGACCAGCUGGUGAACAUGUUGAGAUCAGCUGCUUUACUUAGCCCAAUUGCUUAUGCGGGUCAGAUGACCUCACCAAUUGCAAGAAAUGCUGCUGACAACUUUGUUGGGGAGGCCUUAUACUGGUUGGGUGUUGAAGAAUUUAAUCCAACAGGGAAGGCUGUAAUUAAACUUCUUGAGGAUAUCUGCAACAGGCCAGGUGUUGACUGCACCAACUUGUUAACUUCUUUCACUGGCCAGAAUUGCUGCUUGAACUCUUCCAUAGUAGAUGUUUUUCUAGACCAUGAACCUCAGUCAACGGCUACAAAGAACAUGAUCCAUCUGGCUCAGAUGAUCAGAUAUGGAAAUAUAGCUAUGUAUGAUUACAAUAACGCGGAUGAGAACAGGAGACACUAUGGGCAGCCCACUCCUCCCUUGUACAACAUGACAAGCAUUCCAAAUGACCUUCCUCUCUUCCUCAGCUAUGGAGGGGCCGAUGCUCUUUCUGAUGUCAAAGAUGUGAAGCUCUUGCUGGAUAGCCUCAAAGAUCACGAUGGAGAUAAGCUUGUAGUUCAGUACAGAGAUGAUUAUGCUCAUGCAGACUAUGUCAUGGGAGAAAAUGCUAAGCAACUUGUGUAUGAUCCUCUCAUGGUUUUCUUUAGGCUUCAAUGAGGAUAUUACAUGGAAAACAUAUAAGGUGUUAAUAUGAGUAAUUUUGUUUACCACACCAAUAUUCUACAAGCAUCACACCCUGCUGACGUCACAGUGUCAAUUAUAGCUUGUAUUGCCACAUUCGUAGAGUGAGAUAAUAGUAGUAUAUUUGUGUGGUAUAUAGCAUUACUUUGUUUAUACAUGUGCUCGUUUCACAGUGCUAUUGGCAUGCAGUUUUACA
Messenger RNA from Alnus glutinosa, 1879 nucleotides. RefSeq names its product triacylglycerol lipase 2-like. NCBI's taxonomy places the organism in Eukaryota, Viridiplantae, Streptophyta, Magnoliopsida, Fagales, Betulaceae. The record is from RefSeq and is a predicted model, not a curated record. Gene Ontology annotation, molecular function: hydrolase activity, acting on ester bonds. The transcript is spliced from 13 exons. Gene Ontology annotation, biological process: lipid metabolic process. The coding region runs from base 136 to 1659 and encodes 507 amino acids.